This is a messenger RNA of Sparassis crispa, 555 nucleotides long. RefSeq lists its product as hypothetical. NCBI's taxonomy places the organism in Eukaryota, Fungi, Basidiomycota, Agaricomycetes, Polyporales, Sparassidaceae. The transcript is spliced from 2 exons. The record is from RefSeq and is a predicted model, not a curated record. The coding region runs from base 1 to 555 and encodes 184 amino acids.
AUGUCGGACCGCACUGACACCGGGAUAGUGAAUGUGGUCUGUAGCAAAGGCGAUGACAAUGUAGAUGAGGGAGACGAGCAAGAGGUACGCGGAGACGUGGAUGCAGAAGACCGCGUGAACGCAGCGGACAACGUAUAUGCAGCGGAUAACACGGAGGAAAACGUGGAUGAAGAGGAUGACACCGAUAAAGAGGACGACGUGGACGCAGACGACGACGACGACGACGACGAAACAGACAACAUCGAUACUUACUCGGAGAGUAACAUUACCAACGAACCCGAGGACACUCCCGAUCCCGCGUGGGCCAAAGAGAAGGAGCUGACGAGGAGCCACAAAUUGUAUGCCGAGCAGGCAUGCCUGGAACUUGAAGAUGCAUUGAAAGGGGAACCAAUCCCGCAGGCUUCGAAUCUGAAGGUACUGCGCGUGCGUGCCUAUCUGCCCCCAGGCAUUGUGAUACUCGGGCUGCACAUGCUUCUUUCUUUGGGGUCUCCUUCUACGACGGACUUCAUGCUGGAGCUGAAUUUCAGCACCACGACUCUCGAUCUGACUGACUGA